This is a messenger RNA of Macrobrachium nipponense, 1758 nucleotides long. RefSeq names its product collagen alpha-1(I) chain-like. The transcript is spliced from 5 exons. The record is from RefSeq and is a predicted model, not a curated record. Lineage: Eukaryota; Metazoa; Arthropoda; Malacostraca; Decapoda; Palaemonidae. Bases 1 to 1758 code for a protein of 585 amino acids.
AUGUGGAAUGAAAAAGACUUUCCUGACAUAAGCAGGCAAAGAAAUGAUAAUAAAUCAGAGAAGGAUAAUGGUGAUAACAGAGAACAAACAAGAGAAGGAAAUAACAUUGAGGGACAAGAGUUAUCUCCUGAUGAAAUUGUGCAAGUAGAAACAGAAGGAGAAGAUGUGCACAAUGAAGAAAUUAUAAACGGAAGAAAGGUGGAAUACGAAGACAACAUGCAAAUCGUAACCGAAGAAAUAGUCAACAGUGAAGAAGACGAGCAAAUGUCAACGGAAAAACUUCAUAAAGAAGGAAAGGGUGAAGGUGAAAAUGGUAUGGAUGUUGAGUCUAUGAGGAAUAUUCCUGAGGAAACCUUAAUAGGGAGUGGAAAGAGAGGCAACAAUACAACUAAAGAAAAGGGUAAUAAGAGUAGGAACGGAGAUAAAAGUCAAAUACCAGUCUGGACUUUGGAGUUCUCUUGUGCACAUUCAGAGCGACAGGUUUUCACGGACAGGUCAGGAAUCACUGACAGGUCUUAUACAGACCUGGAUAUUCUCCACCAUAGUAAGGCCUGCAGACCAGGCCCUCGGCACAAGGUCCAGACAAAUCGUAGUCCCCUCCGCACCUAUCUCCUGGACCCUCUGGAAGAACAAAUCCUGAAGAAACGAAGAAAAUCAGCAUCUGAUGGACAAGCAAAAAAGAAUUUGGACGGAGAACGAUGCCAGGUUGAGAGGCAAGAGAGACUCCUAGGACAGAAGGUAGAAAGAGCUGCAGGUGAAGACCGCAGAGCGGCGCAGAUGGCGAGGCUCAUCCAGGAAGAAAAGGACGCGAGCGAAAAGCGAGAAUCCGGCAGGAAAGACGUGGAGGACAGCCCGCCGAACCGCCCAGGGCGGGCGAGCCGGAGGCCCGCCGAGAUCCCCGGGGCAGUGGGCCAGGAGGCCCGCCGAGGUCCCCGUCCCGGGGGUCGGGCGGGCCAGUCGGCCCGCCGAGAACCACGGGGGCGAGCGGGCCCGGAAGCCAGCCGAGGUCCCCGGGGCGGGCGGGCCAGGAGGCCAGCCGCCCCGAGUUCCCCGGGGCGGGCGAGCCAGAGGCACGCCGAGGUCCCCGGGCGGCCGGAAGGGGCCAGUCGUUCAGCCCAGAGGUCCCCCGGGGCGGGGCGGGCGGCCAGUCGGCCCGCCAAGGUCCCCGGGGGCGGGCGGGCCGAGGCCCGCCGAGGUCCCCGGGGCGGGCGGGCCACUGGCCCGCCGAGGUCCCCCGGGGGCGGGCGGGCCACUGGGCCCGGCCGAGGUCCCCCGCCCGGGGGCGGGCGGGCCACUGGGCCCGUCGAGGUCUCCCGGGGCGGGCGGGCCAGUCGUCCCGCCGAGUUCCCCGGGGCGACUGGCCCGCCGAGUCCCCCGUGGGGCUGGCCGGCCCGAGGUCCCCUUGGGGCGGGCGGGCCACUGGGCCCGCCGAGGUCCCCCAGGGCGGGCGGGCCAGUGACCCCCGGCCGAGGUCCCCACGGGGGCCCCCCCCGGAGGGCCAGUCACCCCGCCGAGGUCCCUGGGGCGGGGCUUGGGCGGGCCACUUUGCCGAGGUCCCCGGGGCUGGCGGGCCACUGGCCCGCCGAGGUCCCCGGGGCGGGCGGGCUAGUCACCCCCGCCGAGUCCCCGGGGCGGAGGGCCAGUCACCCCGCCGAGGUCCCCGGGGCGGGCGGGCCACUUGGCCCGCCGAGGUCCCCAGGGCAGGGCGGGAGGGCCACUGGGCCCGCCGAGGUCCCCGGGGCGUCAAGAGACUCAUAA